Molecule: messenger RNA, 2882 nt
Organism: Nannospalax galili (Upper Galilee mountains blind mole rat)
Lineage: Eukaryota; Metazoa; Chordata; Mammalia; Rodentia; Spalacidae
Gene: Gprc6a
Product: G protein-coupled receptor class C group 6 member A
Exons: 6
Coding region: 44-2830 (928 amino acids)
Biological process (GO): G protein-coupled receptor signaling pathway
Cellular component (GO): membrane
Molecular function (GO): G protein-coupled receptor activity
Source: RefSeq, a predicted model, not a curated record
UGGUUCCCAAUACUCUCAUGAGCUGAGUAAGUGGUAGGGAAACAUGGCACUAUUAAUUAUAGUAAUAACUUGCAUUAUGAUUAUUUUUGAGACCUCCCAGCCUUGCAACACCCCUGAUGACUUUGUGGCUAUCACUUCCCCUGGGCAUAUCAUGAUUGGAGGUUUGUUUGCUAUUCAUGAAAAAAUGUUGUCCUCAGAAGACCAACCCAGACGGCCACAAAUCCAGAAAUGUGUUGGCUUUGAAAUAUCAGCAUUUCUUCAAGCCCUUGCCAUGAUACACAGCAUCGAGAUGGUCAAUAACUCCACACUGGUGCCUGGAGUCAAACUGGGGUAUGAAAUCUAUGACACUUGCACAGAAGUCACAGCGGCAAUGGCAGCCACUCUGAGGUUCCUUUCUAAAUUCAACUACUCUAGAGAAACUGUGGCAUUUCAGUGUGACUAUUCCAGUUACAUGCCAAGGGUUAAGGCCAUCAUAGGUGCUGGCUACUCUGAAAUAUCCAUAGCUGUCUCGCGGAUGCUGAACUUACAACUCAUGCCACAGGUGAGUUAUGAAUCAACCGCAGAAAUCCUAAGUGACAAAAUACGCUUUCCUUCAUUUUUACGGACUGUGCCCAGUGACUUCUAUCAAACUAAAGCAAUGGCCCACCUGAUUCAGAAAUCUGGAUGGAACUGGAUUGGGGUCAUAACGACAGAUGAUGACUAUGGACGGCUGGCACUCAACACUUUUGCCGUUCAGGCUGCCGCAAACAAAGUGUGUAUAGCCUUCAAAGAGGUUCUCCCAGCCUUUCUCUCAGAUAAUAGCAUUGAAGUCAGGAUCAAUCAGACACUGGAGAAAAUCAUUGCAGAAGCCCAUGUUAACGUCAUUGUGGUAUUUCUAAGGAAAUUCCAUGUUUUCAAUCUCUUCAAUAAAGCUAUUGAAAGGAAAAUAAAUAAGAUCUGGAUUGCUAGUGAUAAUUGGUCAACGGCCACCAAGAUUAUCACCAUUCCCAAUGUUAAGAAGAUUGGCAAAGUGGUGGGGUUUACCUUUAGAAGAGGGAAUAUGUCCUCUUUUCACUCCUUUCUUCAAACUCUGCAUUUGUACCCCAGUGACAAUAACAAACCCCUACGUGAAUUUGCCAUGCUUUUUUCUGCCUGUGAACAGGUCAAAGAUGGUGAUUUGAGUCAAUGUAUUUCCAACUAUUCUCAGGGGACUUUGACCUAUGCCACUACCAAGGCCAUUGAAAAGAACUUCUUCAUGAGAAAUGACUUCCUCUGGCAUUAUACUGAGCCGGGACUAAUUCACAGCAUUCAGCUUGCAGUGUUUGCCCUUGGUCAUGCCAUUCGGGAUCUGUGCCAAGCUCGAGACUGCCAGAACCCCAGAGCCUUUCAACCAUGGGAGCUACUCGACAUGUUGAAAAACGUGACAUUCAGUGAUGGAAAGAACUCAUUUCAUUUUGAUGCGCAUGGCGACUUAAAUACUGGUUAUGAUGUUGUACUCUGGAAGGAGAUCAAUGGCCUCAUGACUAUCGCAAAGAUAGCAGAAUAUGACCUGCAGAGUGAUGUCUUUAUCAUCACAAACCAAGAAACAAAGAGCGAAUUCAGGAAACUUAAGCAAAUAUUAUCUAAAUGCUCUGAGGAAUGCAGUCCUGGCCAAAUGAAGAAAACCACAGGAAGUCAACAUAUCUGCUGCUAUGAAUGUGUGAGUUGUCCUGAAAAUCACUACAGCAAUCAGACAGAUAUGGAUCAUUGCCUUUUAUGCAACAACGAAACCCACUGGGCCCCUGUAAGGAGCACAAUGUGCUUUGAAAAGGAAGUGGAGUAUCUCAACUGGAAUGACUCCUUGGCUCUCCUCCUCAUCUCCCUCUCCUUACUAGGAAUCACCUUUGUUUUGGCCAUUGGCAUAAUAUUUACAAGAAACCUGAACACACCCGUUGUGAAAUCAUCUGGGGGAUUAAUGGUCUGCUACGUGAUGCUUCUCUGUCAUGCCCUUAACUUUGCCAGCACGGGCUUUUUCAUUGGGGAACCUCAAGACUUCACAUGUAAGACCAGGCAGACUCUAUUUGGCAUGAGCUUUACCCUCUGUGUCUCCUGCAUUUUGAUGAAGUCUCUGAAAAUUUUGCUAGCUUUCAGCUUUGAUCCCAAGUUGAAGACCUUCCUGAAGAACCUCUAUAAGCCAGUCCCCAUCGUGUUCACGUGCACGGGCAUCCAGGUUGUCAUCUGCACACUCUGGCUCAUCUUGGCAGCACCUGCUGUGGAGGAGAACAUCUCCUUGCCUAGAGUCAUUAUCCUGGAAUGUGAGGAGGGAUCAAUCCUCGCAUUUAGCACCAUGCUGGGCUACAUCGCUAUCCUGGCCUUCAUUUGCUUUAUAUUUGCCUUCAAAGGGAGGAAAUUGCCUGAGAAUUAUAAUGAAGCCAAAUUCAUAACAUUUGGCAUGCUUAUUUACUUCAUAGCUUGGAUCACAUUCAUCCCUGUCUAUGCUACCACAUUUGGCAAGUAUUUGCCCGCUGUGGAGAUUAUAGUCAUUUUAAUAUCCAAUUACGGGAUCUUGUGCUGCACAUUCUUCCCCAAGUGCUACGUUAUUCUUUGCAAGCAAAAGACUAAUACAAAAUCAGCCUUCCUGGAGAUGGUCUACAGUUACUCAUCUCAUAGUGCAGACAGCCUGGCCAUAAGUCAUGUUUCCCUGGACUCUAAUAACUGUGACCUUACCACAACCAAUCUCAGACCUGGUGAUAAGGCCACAUCCUGGCUGAAAGGCAGCCAUCUUCAGGUACAAGCAUUUGCAGGCAUAGGCAGAGGAAAUACUACAAAUGUGUCUAAAACUUUCCAUGGGAAAAGAAGUUCAAGUAUAUGAAUGAGUCAUUAAGAGAGGUCAUAUUCCUCAAUAAGAUAUUUCUAAGUCUUUG